AUGACAGAAAAGAAGGAAGCCAGCAACUUGACCCCCGUCCCUUCACAGGAUGGUCAGGUCGAAGGCGUUCAGCGCACCCACGAUGCAGUCUUUGGUGAAAUCACAGAAGACGGGCCUAACUACCGCAAUGUUGGGUGGAUUGGCACAGUUGCAUUGAUGACGAAGAGUAUGAUUGGCAUUGGAGUCUUGUCGAUUCCAAUUGCAUUCGACACCUUGGGUAUCGUACCGGGAGUCAUCGUACUGUGUACCAUUGCCGGUAUCACGACAUGGUCCGAUUACAUCGUGGGUGUUUUCAAGUUGCGGCAUCCUGAGGUCUAUGGUAUCGACGACGCGGGGUAUUUGAUGUUCGGUCAAAUUGGGCGAAUUAUUUUUGGAGGUGCAUUUGUGCUUUACUGGAUCUUCGUUGCAGGGUCUGGCAUGCUGGGUAUCUCGAUCUCCCUGAACGCUAUGUCUAGCCACGGUGCCUGCACGGCGAUAUUCGUCGCUAUUGCCGCUGUCAUUGGGUUGACACUGGGAAGUAUUCAAACACUAGCCAAGAUCAGCUGGCUGGCCUGGGUUGGACUUGUCGGAAUUCUUACCGCAAUCUUCAUGGUGACCAUCGCUGUCGGUCUCCAAGAACGCCCAUCUGCCGCCCCUCAGGAGGGCGUGUGGGUCCCCGAUUACAAGAUAGUCGGCGACCCAUCCUUCACGAAGGCAAUCACCGCGGUGUCGACUCUCGUUAUGGCGUAUGCAGGAACCCCUGGAUUCUUCCCUAUUGUGUCCGAAAUGCGUGAUCCCACCAAGUAUACCCGGGCGCUCUUCGUUUGUCAGACGAUUGUGACGGUGACGUACCUUGUUGUUGGGUGUGUUGUUUACAUAUACUGCGGAUCGUACGUUGCUUCACCUGCCUUGGGAUCCGCCGGUCCACUCGUGAAAAAAAUCAGCUAUGGAUUUGCUCUUCCAGGACUGAUUGUCACUACUCUCCUUGUGAUCCAUUUACCGGCGAAAUAUAUCUUCCUUCGCAUCCUCCAAGGAUCCAAGCACCUGACCACAAACACGAUGACGCACUGGGUCACAUGGCUCAGCUGUACAGUUGCUAUUACCGUGAUCGCAUACGUGAUUGCUAGCAGUAUACCUGUCUUCAAUGACCUUGUCUCCCUCGUUGGGGCUUUGCUUGGUACCCUCAUGUCAUUCCAGCCUAUGGGCUGCAUGUGGCUUUACGACAAUUGGUCUCGAGGCAAGAGUGAGAAGUCAGUGAAGUGGAUCUUGAUGGUCUGCUUCAGUGGAUUUGUGGUUCUUUCCGGGACAUUCUUGAUGGUGGCUGGAACAUAUGGCUCUGUAGUCAGCAUCAUGGAAAGCUACGCGGCAUCGGGAGGCUCAGCAGCUUGGUCUUGUGCUGAUAACUCCAACUCCUGA
Molecule: messenger RNA, 1395 nt
Organism: Penicillium brevicompactum
Lineage: Eukaryota; Fungi; Ascomycota; Eurotiomycetes; Eurotiales; Aspergillaceae
Product: amino acid transporter
Exons: 5
Coding region: 1-1395 (464 amino acids)
Biological process (GO): amino acid transmembrane transport
Cellular component (GO): vacuolar membrane
Molecular function (GO): amino acid transmembrane transporter activity
Source: RefSeq, a predicted model, not a curated record